AUGUCAGGGGACAGGAUUGUUGAGGGCUGGAACUACACAAGUAUCACCACACAGAAUUUAUGCUGCAGAUGGACCAUCAGUGAAUUCCAUUUAUUCCUGGAGGAAAUGCAGGGAUGCAUUACAAGUCCAACAUUUUCAACAGGAGGCAAUGGCAAAUGGUGUUUGAGGUUAUACAAUAAUGGGGUUGGCGAGGAAAGCACAGAUUACUUGUCAGUUUUUAUAGUGUUGCUCAGGAGUCUAAAGACUCAUAUCUGGGCAAAGUUCCAGCUGUGGAUCGUAAGCACUGAAGGGAAGAAAGUCCUGGGAAUGGGGACCCGAAGAGCCUGUAAGUUCCUGCCAGACUAUGAAUGCGGAUUCAAAAGGUUCAUACUUCGAGAUUUCAUUAAAGACCAUAUGCAUUGGCUCCUACCUGAAAACAAGAUCACCAUCUUCUGCAAAGUGACCCUGUUCCAAGACCAGAACAGGGAGCCAGGGAUCCAGGUUCCAAGGUGUACGAUGACAGAUGAGCUAGGGGAGCUGUGGGAGAAUUCCCUCUUCACAGACUGCCUCCUGGUCGUAGCUGGCCAGGAAUUCCGGGCUCACAAGGCCAUCUUAGCAGCUCGCUCUCCAGUUUUCAGAGCCAUGUUUGAACAUGACAUGGAGGAGAGCAGAACAAACCAUGUUGAUAUACACGAUCUGGAGCCGGGAGCCUUCAAGGCAAUGAUGGGCUUCAUUUAUACCGGGAAAGCACCAGACCUCCACAAUAUGGCAGAUUCUGUGCUUGCAGCUGCGGACAAGUAUGGCCUGGAGCGUUUGAAGGUCAUUUGUGAGCAUGCCCUCUGCAAGGAACUCACUGUGGAGAAUGCUGCCCACACUCUCUUCCUGGCUGACCUUCACAGUGCACGGCAGCUGAAAACCCAGGCACUGAAUUUCAUAAGAGCUCAUGCUUCUGAAGUUUCUGAGACCUCUGGCUGGAAGACAAUGGUGGGUUCAUAUCCUCACUUGGUGGCUGAAGCAUGCCCUAGCAUGGCUUUUACCAAUGCUCCUGUCCUAGAACCUCCUCUCAAACGCCUGAAGACAUCCUAG
Molecule: messenger RNA, 1065 nt
Organism: Mesocricetus auratus (golden hamster)
Lineage: Eukaryota; Metazoa; Chordata; Mammalia; Rodentia; Cricetidae
Product: speckle-type POZ protein-like
Exons: 1
Coding region: 1-1065 (354 amino acids)
Biological process (GO): regulation of proteolysis; proteasome-mediated ubiquitin-dependent protein catabolic process
Cellular component (GO): nucleus; cytoplasm
Molecular function (GO): ubiquitin protein ligase binding
Source: RefSeq, a predicted model, not a curated record